Messenger RNA from Miscanthus lutarioriparius, 1395 nucleotides. The record is from the annotation of a GenBank genome assembly. Lineage: Eukaryota; Viridiplantae; Streptophyta; Magnoliopsida; Poales; Poaceae.
AUGGACAACCUGCUCUCCCCGUGCUCCUCCUUUUCCCCGCCCUCGCCACCGUCCUUCUUCUCCCACGCCGGCCACCCAGUCAUCGAGUUCGCCUCCUGUGAGGUCCCCGAGCAAUGGCUGCUCGACGAGGUCGUCGUGGCCAAGAACGAGGGCUACGACGACGUGGACGACCUGUGGCCCGUGGGGAGCUCGCUCUCCCCGGACUCUGAGCUCACCGAGCAGCCGCUUCCUCCUCAGCCACCACCGCAGGCGGAGCUGAGCGUCAAGGCUCCGGCGCAGCAGCGCCCCGGGAAGCGGCGGGGGCGGAAGCCCGGCCCCCGCCCGGACGGCCCCACCGUCAGCCACGUGGAGGCCGAGCGCCAGCGCCGGGAGAAACUGAACCGCCGGUUCUGCGACCUCCGCGCCGCCGUGCCCACCGUGUCGCGCAUGGACAAGGCCUCCCUGCUCGCGGACGCCGCCGCCUACAUCGCGGAGCUGCGCGCCCGUAUCGCGCGGCUCGAGGCCGAGUCGAGGCGGGCCGCCGCGGCGAGGUGGGAGCCCGUAGCCGCGGCCACCGCCUGCGGCGCUCAUGAGGGACGACAGGGAGCCGGCGGCGCCGACGAGGUGGUGGAGGUGCGGAUGCUGGGGCCCGACGCGGCCGCGGUCCCCGAGCAAUGGCUGCUCGACGAGGUCGUCGUGGCCAAGAACGAGGGCUACGACGACGUGGACGACCUGUGGCCCGUGGGGAGCUCGCUCUCCCCGGACUCUGAGCUCACCGAGCAGCCGCUUCCUCCUCAGCCACCACCGCAGGCGGAGCUGAGCGUCAAGGCUCCGGCGCAGCAGCGCCCCGGGAAGCGGCGGGGGCGGAAGCCCGGCCCCCGCCCGGACGGCCCCACCGUCAGCCACGUGGAGGCCGAGCGCCAGCGCCGGGAGAAACUGAACCGCCGGUUCUGCGACCUCCGCGCCGCCGUGCCCACCGUGUCGCGCAUGGACAAGGCCUCCCUGCUCGCGGACGCCGCCGCCUACAUCGCGGAGCUGCGCGCCCGUAUCGCGCGGCUCGAGGCCGAGUCGAGGCGGGCCGCCGCGGCGAGGUGGGAGCCCGUAGCCGCGGCCACCGCCUGCGGCGCUCAUGAGGGACGACAGGGAGCCGGCGGCGCCGACGAGGUGGUGGAGGUGCGGAUGCUGGGGCCCGACGCGGCCGCGGUGCGCGCGACGAGCGCGGCCCCGCACGCGCCCGCGCGGCUGAUGAGCGCGCUCCGGUCGCUGGAGCUCCACGUGCAGCACGCCUGCGUGACCCGCGUGAACGGCAUGACCGUGCAGGACGUCGUGGUUGACGUGGCAACCCCGAUGCAGGACGACGACAAUGGCCUCCGCGCCGCGCUGCUCCAGAGGAUGCAGGACAGCGCGGCUACCUAG